This is a messenger RNA of Funneliformis geosporum, 2016 nucleotides long. Lineage: Eukaryota; Fungi; Glomeromycota; Glomeromycetes; Glomerales; Glomeraceae. The record is from the annotation of a GenBank genome assembly.
AUGUCAUUGGAAAUAGUUUAUGGCAUUUAUUCUUUUCUGGCGGAUUGUGAUGAGGAACUUGAUUUUAAAUAUGGAGAACCUAUCAUAGUACUUGAAAAAGAUGAGAUGUAUGGAGAUGGCUGGUGGAAGGGUCGAAAUAUACGUGGAAGAAUUGGUCUUUUCCCUAUGAAUUAUACCAGUAAAGAUAAUCCUAGAGAUCCUUUAGAACUUAAGAAUCUUCGUAAUAAUAAUCUGUCAAAACCAGAAUCACAAACACCUUACUCUAUUGAUGAAACAAUUGAUGAAUUACAAGAAAAAUUACAAAGAAUGGUGUUGAAAAAUGAUCGUUCAUCACAUUUGUCUGCAACAACUUCAAGUAGUUAUGUUUCUGCACCGAUAAAUUCGGAAAAAAAUUCGCCAAGGAAUUCACAGCUGUCGACUACUUUUGAUAAUCCCAAAAUUUUGUCAUUUUCUUCCUCUUCUUCUGACAACAAUUAUAUAAACAAAGAUUUAAAGAUUAAAAAUCAUCCUGCGACAUGGGAUGUACAACAAGUAUGUAAGUGGUUAAGCGAAAGAGGUUAUGGUUCCGAAACGAACCAUUUUAUCGAAAAUGACAUCACCGGGGAUAUACUUUUAGAAUUAAAUUUAGUCACACUCAAGGAAAUAAAUGUUUCGUCCUUUGGCAAACGCAUUCGUUUAAAGAAUGAAAUCGCCUCAUUAAAGAAUCAGUAUUCAGCGAAUGGUGAAGUUCAAGAGAAUCAGGCUCAAAGCAAAAAUUAUUCGAGUACAACAUUUUCACAAAUUGGAAGUUCCGAAUUUAAUGGAAUUAAUGUAUCAAGCCAAUCCAAUUCAAACAUUGACGAAAUAUUUUCCGAUGUCUCAAAGGCUCACUCAAAUUCGCAACGUUCUUCAACAAGCAAUCUGCACACCAAUCAACAUACAACCACAAUUCCUCCAUCAUCAAAAGAUCUCGAAACAUCAAAGGAAGAAAAAUCUAAGAUAAAGAAAGAAAAGAUAUUUAAUAAUAAUUCUUCUUCACAAUAUGAUGAUGUUCGUCCUACGUCCGAAGUAGAAAAAGUUGGAUCAUUGAGAUUUAUUCUAAGAAAAAACAAGAAAAUUUUUUUGGAUCGAAAAAGUUUGGUCGAAAAUCAAUUAGGACCUUUCAAGGAAUUAUCAGUUGAUGAAAGUCAUGAUCGAGUAACUAGUUAUUAUUCCGAUCAUAGUAGUGAUAAUUAUAUCGAUGAUGAUCAAAUAAUAAGAAUUGGUGUACCAGAUCAUCAAGGUUCGCUAAUGAAGCAAGGAGACAAAUAUAAAACCUGGAGAAAUCGUUUUUGUAUAUUAAAAGGUUCGAAUUUAUAUUACUUACAGGACGACAAGAUGAUGGAAAAACCGAGGGUGAAAGGUCAUAUUAAUCUUACGGGAUAUAGAGUUAUUCCCGAUGAAAAUAUAUACCAAGGCAAAUAUGGAUUCAAGUUGUUUCAUGAUAAUGAACGUCCUCAUUUCUUUGCUCAUGAAGAUUUAACGACAACGAGAGAUUGGAUGAAAGCUAUAAUUAAAGCUACUAUUGAAAGAAAUAUAAAAGCACCUGUUGUCUCAUCAAAUAAUGUUUCAACGAUUACAUUAUCCGAGGCAGUGAAUCGAAUGGUUCCAUCACGCCCAGCUCCAUCACCACCAAUGGAUACCAAUAACAAUUCCACAUUAUUUUCAAUGCGCCCUCCAUCAAACUUUGAACAUGAUAAUGAAAAAUCUUCACAACAUAAACCCAAAGCACAAUCAACAGGAACCCUACCAUCAUUUUCCAAACCAUCAAAUUCAAAUUCACUUAAUAACAGUAGACCUACAUCACCUGAAUCCUUAUCCAAAUUCACUUCACAUUCCAAAUAUUCGUUUCCGAAUAAUCCUACUAAAAAGCGUAUUGAUUCCGUAAUUAACCAACCAAAGUUUCCUUCAAUGUCUGUAUCACUUUUAAAUGCGCACAGAUCUCCUUCUUUUCAUGAAAAUAAGUUUAGUGGAAUUUCAAUGGGUUAUUAUGUGUAG